UUCCGCGUAUCCAUGACCUUGUUCCUGCACCUUGCUCUUUCGCAGAGACUUUUGAAUUAUAGACAAGAGAGCGGGUGAUUAUGGAUUAGACUUUUCAUUUGCCUUUAUUAUUUGCAAACGACAUUGAUGGAACCUUCUACAGCGCAGAUGGCGGGAGGACCCCGAGAUCGCAGAGCUGAUGCUCUUGGGGACCUUCGAGUCCUACCCGAUGAAAUCAUCUGUUCAAUUUUAGAGGAACUCACUCCUCGAGAUGUUGCUCGCCUCGCUUGCGUUAGCAGCGUAAUGUACUUACUGUGCAAUGAAGAACCACUAUGGAUGAUUUUAUGCCUUAAGGGAGCUUCUGGUUUACUUCAGUACAAAAGCUCUUGGAAGAAAACUGCGCUGCAUCACGAGAAUUUGCCAGACAAAUAUAUUGAGUGUAAUAGAGGAUUUCUUCAUUUUGAUGGAUUUAACUCGUUAUAUUUGUAUAGAAGAUUAUACAGGUGUCACACCAAGUUGGAUACAUUUUAUGUGGAUAAUGGAAAUGUAAGAAGAAAAGAUGUCUCUCUAGAAGACUUCCGUGAUGAAUAUGAUGGGAAGAAACCGGUAAUGCUUACUGGAUUGGCUGAUGCAUGGCCUGCAAGGCAUAAAUGGACAACUGAUCAGCUGUUGCUAAGCUAUGGAGAUGUAGCAUUUAAGAUUUCUCAAAGGAGUUCUCGGAAGAUCUUGAUGAAGUUUAAGGAUUAUGUUUCCUACAUCAAACUUCAGCAUGAUGAAGAUCCAUUGUACAUUUUUGAUGAAAAGUUUGGUGAAACUGCACCGGGCUUGCUGAAGGAUUACUGUGUGCCUCAUUUGUUUCAAGAAGACUUCUUUGAUAUUUUAGAUGAAGAUAAACGGCCACCCUACAGGUGGCUCAUAAUUGGGCCAGAGAGAUCUGGUGCCUCUUGGCAUGUUGAUCCUGCUCUCACUAGCGCAUGGAACACUCUUCUUUCUGGUCGCAAAAGGUGGGCAUUAUAUCCUCCAGGAAAGGUGCCUUUGGGAGUCACAGUGCAUGUCAAUGAAGAGGAUGGUGAUGUUAACAUCGAGACACCAUCAUCACUGCAGUGGUGGCUGGACUUCUAUCCACUUCUUGCUGAUGAAGACAAGCCAAUUGAGUGUACACAACUACCUGGAGAGACAAUUUAUGUUCCCAGUGGAUGGUGGCACUGUGUUCUAAACUUGGAAACAACUAUCGCUGUCACGCAGAAUUUUGUGAAUUCCAGUAACUUUGAAUUUGUAUGUUUGGAUAUGGCCCCUGGUUAUCGUCAUAAAGGAGUUUGCCGUGCUGGAUUGCUAGCUCUUGAUGAUGAUAGUUACGAACAUGUGAAAAAGAAUGUUUUCUGUGAUGAACAGAAUUUGAGUUAUUCCAUUCCGCCAAAGAGAGAAAAAAGAGCCAGAAAUCAUGAAAAUGGAGAUGAUUUGAAUAAUGAAAGAACAAAAAAUGGUGUAUCUAGGGCCUAUAAUGCAUGGAAAGAUGGAUUUUCUUAUGAUAUUAAGUUCUUAUCCAUGUUUUUGGAUAAAGACAGGGACCACUACAGGUCCCCAUGGAGUUCAGGCAACAGCAUUGGCCAGCGAGAAUUAAGAGAAUGGUUAUCCAAACUCUGGAUUGGAAAACCAGAAAUGAGAGCGCUAAUAUGGAAGGGAGCAUGUAUUUCACUAAAUGCUGGCAAGUGGUCAGAAUGCCUAUCUGAAAUUUGUUCCUUCCACAAUAUUCCCUCUCCCCUUGAUGAUGAAAGGCUUCCUGUUGGUACGGGUAGCAAUCCUGUUUUUCUCGUGGGAAACACAGUUGUCAAAAUCUUUGUUGAAGGAGGGCUAGAAGUUGCACUUUAUGGUUUAGGCACAGAGCUCGAGUUUUACAAUAUAUUGCAUGAAGUUAACUCCCCUCUUAGGAAUUGUAUUCCCGAGGGCUUGGGCACUGGAAUUCUUUAUCUUGAUAACGGAACUUACACCAAUCUGCCUUGGGACGGAAAGGGAGUUCCAGAUAUUGUUAUCAAGAAUAAUCUAACCGGGCAAAAAGGUGGAGUUGAUGAUUUCCUAUUUGGUGUGUGGGGCAAGAAGCAGUUUGAAUAUAGGAAUGCUGAGAUGCCAAAACAUGAAUCAGUUAGUUCAGCUGGGCACUCAAAUAUAUGGCCUUAUAUUAUAACAAAACGUUGCGAGGGUAAAAUAUUUGCUGAGUUAAGAGAUAUACUAUCAAAGGAAGACGUAACAAACUUAGCUUCCUUCUUGGGAGAGCAGUUGCGGCAUAUUCACCUUUUACCACAUCCACCAUUGAAUGUUUCAGCUUUCUCUGUCAUUGAACAGGAUUCAGGCUUGCCUGAGAUUAAUGGUUAUGCUGCAAGUUUUAAUAAUAAAUUAAACAUGAGAGCAGAGUGGGAAAUCUUUAUCAGAACUUUAACGAGAAAGAGGAAGGAUGUCUUGAGUCGCUUGGCUAAGUGGGGGGACCCGAUCCCUAGGAAACUGAUAGAGAAGGUCAAUAAAUAUCUUCCUCAUCAAUUCGAAAAUUUGUUGAACAUAACCGAGUCCCAGGACAAUGCUCGUAAACCAUGCUCCUGGAUACACUCUGACAUUAUGGAUGAUAACAUUUACAUGGAACCAUCAUGUGUUUCUACCGCAAGUGAAACCUCUAGACAGGGUGCGCUGGCAGACAAUAGAUCUUUAUGUGGUUCCAGUGUAAAUAGAGAUGUGAAGUCAUGGCGCCCUAGCUACAUCCUUGAUUUCAGUGAUCUUUCAAUUGGUGAUCCUAUUUUGGAUUUGAUACCAAUUUAUUUAGAUGUAUUUAGAGGUGAUUCUUAUCUCCUCAAGCUAUUUUUAGAAAGCUACAAGCUUCCUCUUGCAAUUAAUAUCUCAAAGCAUGAAUCAGCAGAGAAUGAUGAUAAAUGUUGCCGGCUUUCAUAUCUUGCCAUGUGCUACUGUAUAUUGCAUGAUGAUAAUGUCUUGGGAGCUAUAUUUAGUAUAUGGGAUGAACUUAGAUCAGCAAAUUCAUGGGAAGAGGUUGAAUUGACGGUGUGGGGGGCGUUGAACAAUUACAAAGGCUUUCCUUGACAUUUGGGGAAUGUAAUAAUGGUGCCUAAAUAGACAUUGGAGGAGCCCUCUUUAUAAAAGCACAUGUUUAAUAUUUCUGGCAUCUCACGAGAGAGGUGUAUGAUUCACAGCUAUUGUUGUCCAUAGGAUUUUAUGUUCUUUGAAUAUUUUAUUUGAUAAUUCAUAAUAAAGUGCCCCCCUGUUCAUAGCUGGUGCA
Molecule: messenger RNA, 3256 nt
Organism: Prosopis cineraria
Lineage: Eukaryota; Viridiplantae; Streptophyta; Magnoliopsida; Fabales; Fabaceae
Product: lysine-specific demethylase JMJ21
Exons: 16
Coding region: 127-3060 (977 amino acids)
Cellular component (GO): cytoplasm
Molecular function (GO): protein binding
Source: RefSeq, a predicted model, not a curated record